Caenorhabditis angaria is the source of this 5369-nucleotide messenger RNA. The record is from the annotation of a GenBank genome assembly. NCBI's taxonomy places the organism in Eukaryota, Metazoa, Nematoda, Chromadorea, Rhabditida, Rhabditidae.
AUGAAAACUCUAUUGCUUAUUAGCUCUAUUGCUUAUCAGAAAGAGUAUCCAAGUUAGGUACCAUUUUCUUUAUAUUCUUAAGAAAAAUUAAGCCCCUCACCUUGAUUCUAAGGACAAAUUUUAUGUAUGGAAAAUUUUCAUCAAACAUUUGUUAUAAUUAAAGUCUGUGCCCUAAAUUUCCCGUAUUUUCUGGAACUUUCAAGCAACAUUGGUUGGAAAAUUGGAAUUCUUCGAAAUCGCACGAUUUUUUUUAAUUGAGUGGCUAAAGAUCAAAAGUUUGGAAAUAUCUUUUUGAUUUUUACUUCUGAAUUUGGUCUGCAAACAGAGAACAAGCAGAAAACCUUGCAGAUACUAGAUAGCUUAAUUUUUUCCAUAACCGCAGCCGAAGGCUGCGUAGCAAAACAAGAAUGAACACCGGCGAUAGCCGGUGUAUCAUUCUUGUGAUAUAUUAAUUUUGAUAGAUUUCAAAGGAACGAAGAAGGGCAUAAAUUCGAAGGUUAUCGCAGAAAUUUCAAAUGAUUUUCUGCUCAAACAUUGUUCUGAAAAUUCUAGGUAAGACAGCAAAUAUGAAACACUAAUACGCUGGAAAAAAUUACAGAAUUCUGAAAAAUGCUGGUAUCAAAAUAUUCUGGUGCUCCAAAAACGGUCAAACUCAUCUCGAUUUUUUCUUGUGCCCAGAAUACGUUGUGACGGAUAUUUUCGAUUUCGAAGAACUCGCAGAUUCUUGCAAAAAUGCGCAAGUUCUCAACAAAUUGUUUGCUGAAGUAUUGUCUGGAAAAACGAAGACACUUUUGAAGAAAUUCUGGAAUUUUCGAAACUCGUUGACAAAGAAUAAUAAUGAUUUUCGACAAUUUUUCGAUGCUUUGGAAAAAUCAACAGGCAAUUGGCAAGUUCCGCUGGAAUUCGACAAUAAAUUUGAGAUUUCCGAAAACUUGUUGCAAUGCAAACUUAUGCAAUAUCAAAAGAAAACUGUAAAAUGGAUGAUGGCACGAGAAAAAAUGGCGGAAAAUCUGGAAUAUUUUGAAGAGUUUUUCCAAUGUUUCUCAAUUCAAGACGACAUAUUUUAUUACCCGGCGAUGGGCAUUUUUUCAUCGAAAAAAAUAUCGAAGUUUCCAGUGGAUUUGAUUCCAAAAGGUGGAAUUUUGGCGGAUGAAAUGGGUUUAGGAAAGACUAUUGAGAUGUUAGCAUUGAUUGUGUCAAAUCCGAAGUUUCCAAAUUCCAAUAACAAUACAAUUGAUGAAUCAAAAGUUGUCGGACAAUUAGAUUGGGACGAAUAUGUGAGUUGAAAAAAACUUUUUUCCAUGGAUUCCUAAAAUUUCCCCUACAAAACCAUUAUUUGUUUCAGAAAUCGAAAAAGAUCGGUCGAUCAAAUGGUCAUUCACCAUCAGUUUUCACCGUUAUCCGCAAACAAGAUUCUGAAAAUGUGAAAACUAGAAAAUGCAAAAAAUGCCGUGAAACUUGUGUUGUUGAAAGAUGCGGAUGGAAAUCGAAGUUUGACAGCAAAAAGUUCGAGUUUUUAUGCCCGUUAUGCAUAAAUGAUGAAGAAUUAAUGGAGGUUAAGACAACUCUGAUAGUUAUACCGGAUUCUUUGUGUGUUCAAUGGUAUAAUGAAAUUAAGAAACAUUGUUGUCAGAAACUUCAAAUAAUGGUGAGUUUUAAUUGACUAAAUGACCUUAAAAAUUAUUUUUUCUGUGUUUUAGUUUUAUUUUGGAUUGAACAAAGUUGGAUAUUUGCAUCCUAGAGAAAUCGAAGAAUAUGACAUUAUUCUGACAACUUAUGGAACUUUAAAAUCUGAUUUUGGUUUUGUCAAGACUGGUGCAAGAUGUUCUGCUGAUGUUAAAUUCUCUCCAAGUUCUAUCAAUCAUGUGAAAUGGUGGCGAAUUAUAGCUGAUGAGUCACAAUUGGUUGAAACUUCGUCAUCAAGUAAACUAUCCCAAAUGAGCCAAUUGCUUGAAUCAUCUAAUAAAUGGUGUAUGAGUGGAACGCCAAUUAUGAAAGAUAUCAAAGGAUUGUUUGGACUCUUCAAAUUCAUCGACUUUUUUCCAUUUUCGAUUGAGAAUAUUUGGAAUAACUGUAUUGUUCCGGAAUAUUUUGCCAAAUCCAAAUCACCUGAUAAUUCUUGGCUCAUCAAACUUGGAUCACAAUUAAUGCGAAGAAAUACAAAAGCCAUGGUUGAUUCCGAAUUUCGAUUGCCGAAAUUGAUUGAGAUUGAAAAGUUGAUCAAAUUUUCGACGAUUGAGGAAAGACAAUAUAAAGAAGUGAAAGAUGAAUUGAGAAGAGUUGUUGAAAAUGCGAUUGGACGAGAUUCGAGGGAUAAUGAAGUUUUGUUGAGUGCUGUGACGGGAAGAGAACGAAUUAUGACGGCUUUGGCGAAAUUGAAAGAAACUCUUGUUUCGUGUAAGCUAUUUUUUGGAAGAAAAUUGAUGGAAUUCUGAUUAUGAGCCUAGGCUUACGAGUGCUCAGAAAAAUCCAACAAAUCUUUUUUUGCAGGCGGAAAUCAUUUGAUAAAAAGAAAACGUGAAAAUAUCUUCGAGGAAGUGAACAUGGAUCCAAACAACGUCACAUUUCGCCUAAUUCGUGCCAAAAAAUCGCAAAUCGCUGAUAGUUUGCGAGUGAUUGGAUACGAGCUGAACAUAUCAGCCGACUAUUAUUGGCCAUCGAAACAAUACGAAAAAAUUGGUCCAAUUUAUGAACAAUUUGUCAAACUUAUCAAGGUUGUGUUUUUGUUGACAAUGAGCAAACUGUUGAAUUAUAUUUGUUUUUUUCAGAAAGUUCAAGAGGUCAAUGAGAAUUUCGAAAGAUGUGCCAGACUAGAUUUUGAAGAUGAAGCACCUCCGGCAAAAAUGAGAAGAGUUGAAGUGGACGAUGAAUCUGAAUCUGAAUCUGAAUCCGAAGAAGAUCGAAUUAACGCGAGAGCAGAGAUUAUGGAACUUCGAAAAACAUCGAUGAAGCCAAUCAAAAUUGAUAUUGGAGCAAUGGCUCAUUUUGUGACGUAAGUAUACGGGAACUUUUUUUUGGGUAUUUACAGCACUUCGUUUUUUCAGAAAUAUCAGGGAGUUAUCCAAUAUUUCUGAAUCAGCCAAAUCAUCAAUUCAAAAUAUUGGCGGUGUUCAAAAAUUCGAAGACAAACUCAAAACAGACGUCGAAAACUUUUUUGCAACUGACAGGAUGGAAAUUCAAAAAAUGAAAUGCGAAUUCGAGAAAAUUAACAUUUUCGAUGAAAAAUUGGAGAUUCAAACGGUUUUUGAGGAAAGAGUUGAAUUCUAUUCGAAAUCGAAUUCGAAAAGUUUGGUGGAUAAUAUUAAAAUCUCAACAAUAACUGUGCGUGGGAUAUUGGAAGAAAUGCCAUUUUUGCCGAUUUUUGUGAAUUCGACAAAACACUUUGAAGAUUCGAGCGAAUUUGUGAUUACUGAUACGUGAGUGAAAUUGUGUUGAUGAAAAAUCUAUUUUUUAUUUCCAGAAGAUUUGAUGGGCGAAUAGUGAAAUUCGAAACGCAUUCACAUCGAUCUUGUUUUGGAAAUUGCAAAAAUUAUAGAUUUCUCAAUCUCGUCGAAAAUUAUGAGACUUGCACUAACUAUCAAUUAUUCCAAAAAUUGCUCGAUUUUUUGAACAAUCUGGAAGAUUUAGGCAUUGAAUUAUUUGAUGAUUUCGCAAAACUUGUCGAUCGUUUUUCGGUGAGCCGUUCUAGAAAAACAGCUAUAUUUAAUUUUAUCGCAGAACUCUCCAAUUCAAUUCAUCAAUCCCGGAGGCGACAGAAUGGAAGUGAUUAGUUGUCGACAUCAAAUUUUGGAUAUCAAUGGGAAACUUUGUCACGAUGACACUUCUCGCAAAUUGCAGAAAGCGUCGAUUGGUGAAUGUGAAUUGUGUGUGGUUUACCAUACUUUGGCCCAUUUCCGAUUUUUGGUUGGUGUCGGAAGCUUUCACGGUGAAUUGAUUCAUGAGAAUCAUAAAAAAUCGCCGGUGGCAAAAUUUGUCGAACAUGUUUUGGGAUUGGAGAAAAAGAACUGCAAGGGAUUUCAAAUGGCAAAUGAGAUCAGGUUGGUAGGAAAUCUAUCUUGUGUUUGAAACUCUACAGUACCUGAAGAUAUUCCUAUCAAAAAUCAAAUUUUUCCAGCCAAUUCUACCAAUAUUUCAAUAGUCUACGUCAAAUGGCGAUAACUAUUAAUCAAUGGUGCAAGAAAAUUGAGGAUUUCUCAUUUCGUCUGAAUAUUUUGAAACAGAAAACACACAAAUUGACACUCGAAUCAUUUCUUGGUGAAAACGACCAACUUCCUGAUUGUCCACAGCGAAAACAUCUCAUGAGAAUGGUCAGUUUUUUGUCAAGAUUCAAAUAUACAUGUCUGAAUUUCAGAAACGAAUCGAAAAUGCAUCGAGAUGGGUGUCUUCAUAUUGGUCAAAAUUGGACACUGCGUGUCAAGAGUUGGCCUAUCUUGUCACACUUUGUUUGGAACAACAUCAACAAGAAGAAAGCGAGGAAGAUGAGUCGAAAAUGUGCCGGGUUUGCUUGACGGAUAUGGAAGUUAUGGCAAUAUUUCCAUGCGGUCAUCGAGUUUGUGAGGGAUGUCUCGGCGAAUUACGAAAAAGGGCGUAAGUUUGUUAUAGAAAAGCCACGUCAUAACUAUCUACGCAAUUUUUCAUUAUAUUUCAGCGCAUUGCCAAUGACUGUUCAAUGUGUGUCUUGUCGUAAGGUAUAUAAUUGUGUAACAAUAAUGAUUGCGCAAAAUCCAUCAACCGCAAAUUCUGUAAUUCCUGGAUUUACGCUGUCAGCGAAACUGGAAUCGACAAUUCUGUUGAUGAAAGAAAUAUUGGAAGAGGAUCCCGAAAACAAGAUCAUUGUAUUCACAAAUUUUGAAGUUGGAUCGUGGAUAUGGAAAUAUGUUGUGAAGAUAUGGAAGAAGAUCAAAGUUAGUUCAAGUGCCUUUUUCCAAAUAUGUAUUAAUCACAAAAAUUUCAGUUGCCAUUCACUGAAGUUUCUCGUCAAAUGUUUGGCAAUGAUAUAUCAAAUUUCCAAUCUGACAAAGAUUGUCGAAUAUUGUUUUGUUCAUUAAAAAUGUGUGCGAAUGGUCUCAAUUUGACACAAGCCAAUCAUAUCAUAUUCUUGGAACCAUCUCAUCUGCAAUCGGUUGUAAAACAAGCAAUUGGACGAAUAUCAAGAUAUGGACAGAAAAAAGAAAUGAAAGUUUAUCAUUUGUUGAUUGAAGGAAGUAUUGAGAUGGAAAUACGGAAAAUUGCCAAAGCAAAAACUGCUGAUAAUUUGAGUGGGUUUUGAUAUUCAUUUAUUCUUGUUGAAAUUUGGUUUUUUAUUUACAGAAUCGGAAUUGACUGUUGGAAAUCUUCGCCAAAUUUUUGGUGUCCCCACUAAUGCUUGA